AAUUGGUAUGGCAUUGAAGCAUAGUUGAUAACAAACAGCCCGCCGUUUUAUCAUAAAUGGUUAAUAUUUACUAUUUAGCCACAAGUUGUGUCAGUUGACAGUUCUCUAGGUUAUGAUUUUGUAAGUUGAGACAAGUUUUUGUUUGAAUUUUAAUAAGUUUGAACCAAGAUGCUCUCUUUCCUCAGGAGCCUUGAGUUAGAUAGAUCGCAGCUUUACGGCAAGUUUAUCACAGUCCAUGAAGAACACGGUGGAGACGCCAGCUUUGCUUUAAGCUCCUUUAUCACAGAAUUCCUCGGUGAUAGAGACGCCUCAGUCCUGGUUGUCGCUUUGCACCACAACUUCGAACACUACUUUCACACUUGCCUCAGGCUCGGGAUGAACCUCAACAACCACAAGGAUAGGAUCGAAUUCGUCGAACCUGACGCUGUCAAACUUUGUCAAUUGGAAACUUUCAACGAAGCGGAUGACUUUAAAAAUUUACUGAAUGUUUUGAAAAACAACAUCAACAGGCUUGAACGCCAGAAGGGGAAAGUUUGCCUAGUCGUUGACUGCUUGACCGACCUGCUCGUUCUAUCCGACGACGCCAAGACGGUCAAGAUAUUCAUUCACUACCUGUACACUCUGCUCAAAGAUAAUCUAUGUAUAAUCGUUCUAAACCAGUACGCCCAAGGGGACCAGGCGGAAAUAAGCGUCAAAACGCAUUUAGAGAUGUCUUCACACCUGAACUUGUACGUUUCGCCUUUAAAAACUGGCUUUUCGAAGAAAGUCAGCGGUUCCAUGAGACUCGAAGCGAGGGGCGAUUCUAACCAGCUCAAUACCAAAUUCUACCAUUACAGACUAACGGACAAACAAAUUAAAAUUUUCUCACCUGGCAACAUUUCUUAAAUCCACUUCGAGAUACUAUAUAUUUAACUGCAUUCAUAUUUUAUUAAAAAUGUACAUAGUACACAUGUUUUUUUUUAUAUUUUUGUUUUAAUUAA
This is a messenger RNA of Cimex lectularius (bed bug), 980 nucleotides long. It is a transcript of the gene Elp6, whose product is annotated as elongator complex protein 6. Gene Ontology annotation, cellular component: elongator holoenzyme complex. Gene Ontology annotation, biological process: tRNA wobble uridine modification. Lineage: Eukaryota; Metazoa; Arthropoda; Insecta; Hemiptera; Cimicidae. The coding region runs from base 169 to 885 and encodes 238 amino acids. The transcript is spliced from 2 exons. The record is from RefSeq and is a predicted model, not a curated record.